AUGGAUUACUUCCGCGGAUGGAUCGCCAUCACAAUGAUCCAACAAAUUGGGAUCCUGGCAAGGAUCGCGGUUGACUCCGAGAGCUUGCAAAGCGCUUUCUUCAAGUCUGCGACGUCCCGUAAGACCGAAAUCGAAAUAGAAUCAUAAUGGUGUUAUCGUUGUAGGCCGAGCAGCUCGUCCAUACGUGACUUUGUUCAUGGCCUUUACCGUCCAACAACUUAUUGUCAAGAUGGCGUUGCAAGUGGAGAUCAAAAGCAGGACUCUCAACUUUAUCCAUGCUGCGUUCUCUCUAAUAGUAGUUGUUUUCUUCAUCCUAGAGACAUUCCUAUACGAAUACUAUGAGAUCACAAAUUCCACCAUAAUCCAGCUCGUUUUCAAUUUAAUUUCUGUCAUUUUCACAGCCGUGAUGUGGCCUAAAUUAAGGCAAGAUCAGCCGCAUACCGAAGAACAUAGACCCCGAAAACUAAUCGCAAAACAUUUUAUGGAAACACAAGUCAAAGGUCUCAGCUCAGAUGCCGAGAACAUUAGACUAGAACUCAAAAAACAGAAAUAG
This is a messenger RNA of Bursaphelenchus xylophilus (pine wood nematode), 553 nucleotides long. NCBI's taxonomy places the organism in Eukaryota, Metazoa, Nematoda, Chromadorea, Rhabditida, Aphelenchoididae. The record is from the annotation of a GenBank genome assembly.